AUGACUGACAACAAAGAGCGUACCUUCAUCAUGAUCAAGCCUGAUGGCGUCCAACGUGGACUCGUUGGUCAAAUUAUCCAAAGAUUUGAAAAUAAAGGCUUCAAGCUCGUCGCCAUGAAGAUGGUUUGGCCAACUGAAUCCCUUCUGAAAGAGCACUAUGCUGAUCUUUCUUCAAAACCAUUCUUCGGAGGUCUCAUCAAGUACAUGAGCUCUGGUCCAGUCGUACCCAUGGUUUGGGAAGGUUUGAACGCUGUCAAAACUGGCCGUGUUAUGCUUGGUGAAACCAACCCUAAAGACUCAGCUCCAGGUACCAUCCGUGGAGAUUUCUGCAUCCAGGUUGGACGCAACAUUAUUCAUGGAUCAGACUCUGUUGAUUCAGCAAACAAGGAAAUCAAAUUGUGGUUCGGUGAUGAGAAGAAGAAGGAGGUUGUUGACUGGGCUUCGUGGGCCGAGAAAUGGAUCUACGAAUAAGCAAAAGAUCGAAUAUUAAUUUUUCAUUCCAUUUUAAAAAAAUGAAUUGAUCAAAGAUCAUUUAUACUGCCUUUGAGGUGGUUAGUGAUAAAUGUACAUACUCAAACCAUGUGGCAAAUAAAAAAUGUUCAAUUUUA
Messenger RNA from Trichogramma pretiosum, 608 nucleotides. It is a transcript of the gene awd, whose product is annotated as nucleoside diphosphate kinase. Lineage: Eukaryota; Metazoa; Arthropoda; Insecta; Hymenoptera; Trichogrammatidae. Gene Ontology annotation, biological process: CTP biosynthetic process; GTP biosynthetic process; UTP biosynthetic process. Gene Ontology annotation, molecular function: nucleoside diphosphate kinase activity. The record is from RefSeq and is a predicted model, not a curated record. Bases 1 to 471 code for a protein of 156 amino acids. The transcript has 3 exons.